GAAUUAUAAGUUUUUGAACGUGAAGUACCUGCUGUAGUGUAUUGAUUCACUGAUCUGCUUUCGUGUUUAUAAUACGCCCAAAUUCUUUAAGUUUCCACAUAUUUAAUCAAUUUAGACACCAUGAGUAGUUCAGGGGAACAAUUAACCCUUGCUAGGGACAUAAAACGAGCUAUAGAAUUGCUCGAGAAACUUCAACAGAGUGGUGAAGUACCUGCUACGAAGCUUGCAGCGUUACAGAAAGUGCUACAGAGUGAUUUCUUAAAUGCUGUUCGUGAAGUGUACGAGCAUGUCUAUGAGACAGUUGACAUCCAAGGCUCAGCUGACAUUAGGGCUUCCGCGACAGCCAAGGCCACGGUGGCCGCGUUCGCUGCAGCUGAAGGUCAUGCUCACCCAAGAGUAGUCGAACUGCCGAAGACGGAAGAAGGUUUAGGUUUCAACGUAAUGGGUGGGAAGGAACAAAAUUCACCCAUUUACAUAUCACGAAUUAUUCCUGGCGGUGUUGCUGACCGUCACGGAGGCCUCAAGAGGGGCGACCAGCUGUUAUCUGUAAAUGGCGUGUCCGUCGAAGGUGAAAACCACGAGAAAGCUGUAGAAUUGUUGAAGCAAGCAGUUGGCUCAGUCAAAUUGGUGGUGCGGUACACUCCCAAGGUCUUAGAAGAGAUGGAAAUGAGAUUUGACAAGCAGAGGACGGCUAGACGACGCACUAAUUACAACUAAACAUAUUAUUAGCCAAAACAAUCAGGCUAUGAAGCUAUGAUAAAGAUUUUGAGUUUGACAAUGGUGCCAAUAAGGCUACUGGCACAUUAGACUGUAUAGUCACAGGAUAAUAACAAACUUAAAUGUGAAAAAUAAUAUAAAUGAAAGAUAUUAAAAUGGUGUAGCAUAGUGUUGGUAAAAAGAGAUGGUAUCUGGUACUGUUAGGAUAAUAUAUCCAAUAAUUUUAUGUAUAAUAAAUAAAUCACAAAAAUAAAACCAAAUGCAUCACUAUUCAGCUUAAUAAUUUCACAUUUUAUGAAAUUAGAUUCAGCAUUUAAUAUAUCUGGCUGUAUGUGCUAAACAGCUUUCACAGAUUAAGCAAAUAAAAAAAAACUGAGGACCUCCUUCUUUUUUUGAAGUUGAUGAAAAGCCCUAUUCUCUAUUUUCAAUAGACACUUCUAUUAAAUGUAUUUGUCUAUGAGUGCAUGUGAUGGCUACUACACUUAAGAUAUGAUCAAAUGUGCAACUGUUACCUAUUUAUACUCAUAUUUAAAAAAGAGACUUAAGGGGUAAAUAUAAUGAAUAUACAUGAUAAUUUCACUUAUUAUUGUGUUGAUGUAUUUAUUAGGAAUAGACACUGGGUAUUCAACUCAUUUAAUGUUUUAAUUAACAUUAUAGAUGUACCUACUUAAUUGAUGAAUUUAUUAUUAAUUAUGGUAUGAGUAAUAUGUAAAAGAAAAAUUGUUAUGAAUUUAUUUAAAGUUGUCAGUAUUUUAGGAGGUAUAAAUAAAAAUAAAUAAAUAUUACAAUUAAA
Molecule: messenger RNA, 1510 nt
Organism: Spodoptera frugiperda (fall armyworm)
Lineage: Eukaryota; Metazoa; Arthropoda; Insecta; Lepidoptera; Noctuidae
Gene: veli
Product: protein lin-7 homolog C
Exons: 1
Coding region: 121-717 (198 amino acids)
Biological process (GO): protein localization to basolateral plasma membrane; neurotransmitter secretion; maintenance of epithelial cell apical/basal polarity
Cellular component (GO): cell-cell junction; basolateral plasma membrane; synapse
Molecular function (GO): protein binding
Source: RefSeq, a predicted model, not a curated record